AUGGAUUCAUCUCACAUGACGUCACUUCCCGAAGAUAUCACCGACGAUCAGCCACCACAACCCGCCUCUGUUUUCGCUUCCGUUCCUCAACGUCCUCCAACCAAGGGUUCGUCGGAAAAGUACGCACCGCUAGAUUGGUCCGAUUACUUUGACAAAGAAGUCGAUGUUGCUAUCCCGGAAUCAAAUGACGUUUUUCAUGUUUACAUGGCAGGAACUGAGGGUCCCGUUGUUUUCUGCUUACACGGUGGUGGUUAUUCCGGGCUUUCAUUUUCUGUGUCAACCGGUAUAAUUAAGGAGAAAGCUAGAGUGGUUGCGAUGGACUUGAGAGGUCAUGGAAAAUCAGUGACAGAUGAUGAUUUGGACUUAUCUGUUGAGACCAUGUGCAAUGAUGUAUUGGCUGUUAUAAAGGAAUUGUACGGUGUUUCUCCUCCUGCAAUUAUUCUAGUUGGGCACAGCAUGGGAGGGUCGAUUGCUGUGCAUGUUGCUGCGAAGAGAUUAUUGUCAACCUUGGCUGGGUUGAUUGUUGUGGAUGUUGUAGAGGGAACAGCAAUGGCUUCACUAAUUCAUAUGCAGCAAAUCCUAUCAAAUAGGAUGCAACAUUUUUCAAGCAUUGAAAAAGCUAUUGAAUGGAGUGUCAGGGCCGGAACUUUAAGAAAUAUUGAUUCUGCUCGGGUAUCAGUCCCUGCCACAUUAAAAUACGAUGAUUCAAAGAAAUGUUAUGUUUAUCGGACAGAGCUGGAAAAGACUGAACAGUAUUGGAAAGGGUGGUAUGAAGGCCUCUCAGAUAAAUUUUUGUCGUCUCCUGUUCCGAAGCUGUUGCUCUUAGCAGGAACAGAUAGAUUGGACAAGUCUCUCACAAUUGGUCAAAUGCAAGGGAAGUUUCAGAUGGUAGUUGUCAGACACACAGGUCAUGCUAUUCAGGAAGAUGUACCUGAUGAAUUUGCAACACUGGUUGUCAACUUUAUUUCUCGUAACCAAAUAGGCCCUAACGGAGUGGUGAUACCUGGCCUCCGCAAGCCUGCCUUUUCAAAACCGUGA
Lathyrus sativus (Indian pea) is the source of this 1038-nucleotide messenger RNA. The record is from the annotation of a GenBank genome assembly. Lineage: Eukaryota; Viridiplantae; Streptophyta; Magnoliopsida; Fabales; Fabaceae.